UCAUAUCUACUCAACCAAGUACCACAACUUGUAGUAGUAAAAAGUAGUAAAAUCAUUUACCCAUUUUCAAGAUAAAAAAAUAAUAUAUAAUAUUACUUUCUCUCUGUAAUCGAGAACCCAUUUUCAAUGCAAAGUUGCAAACUCCUCCUACUACAUUCAAGUUACACCUCCCAGCCUCUCCACUAAAUACAAAUCCACACCUUUCCAAAUCCCCCCUCUUUCUUCAUUCACUCACAGUCUCUCAUCUCUCUCUCUCUCUGUAUUCAUUGGAGCAGAGCAGUUGCACCAUUCAAUAAACAAAGAAAAGAAGAAGACAAAAGAAGAGAAGGGGUUUAAUCGGCAAGUGUUCAAUUGAUGUAAUCAAAGAGCAGAAUGAAGAAAGAAUUUGUAUUUAGUUUGUUAUUGAUUAGUAUCUUGAUUGUUGUUUCUGUAGCAUCAUCAUCUUCGAUACUGAGGAAGAAUCUGCCGAUACUAUCAUUUGAUGAAGGCUAUAAUCAUCUGUUUGGAGAUGAUAAUCUUGUGACUAAUUCUAAAGACGAUGAUGGUAAAACAGUUCAGCUCUUACUAAACAAAAGAACCGGUUCAGGGUUUGUUUCUCAAGACCUUUAUCUUCAUGGGUUUUUCAGUGCUUCUAUCAAAUUACCAGCUGAUUAUACUGCUGGGGUUGUCGUCGCUUUUUAUAUGUCAAAUGGGGAUAUAUUUGAAAGAAACCAUGAUGAAUUGGAUUUUGAGUUCUUGGGAAAUAUAAGAGGAAAAGAUUGGAAGAUUCAGACAAAUGUUUAUGGGAAUGGAAGCACUAAUAUUGGCAGAGAAGAAAGAUAUGGUCUCUGGUUUGAUCCUUCUCAAGAUUUUCAUCACUACUCCAUUCUCUGGACUCAAUCUCACAUCAUAUUUUAUGUUGAUGAUAUAGCCAUUAGAGAAGUGGAAAGGAGUGAGGGAAUGGGAGGAGAUUUCCCUUCAAAGCCAAUGUCAUUGUAUGCAACAAUAUGGGAUGGUUCUGCUUGGGCUACCAAUGGUGGCAAGUACAAGGUAAAUUACAGAUAUGCCCCUUACGUCGCAGAGUUUUCCAAUUUGGUUCUUCAUGGUUGCACGGUAGACCCGAUUGAACUAUCAUCUCUGACUUGUGAUAUGUCAACCAACAAUGUGGAUUUUGAUAUUUUGAGUUCUGAUGAACAAUCGUUGAAACGUACGACACUGUCGUCUGAUCAGCGGGUUGAAAUGAUGAAGUUUAGAGAGAAGCAUAUGAUGUAUUCGUAUUGUUAUGAUCACAUUAGAUACGCGUCCCCUCCGGCAGAGUGUGUGCUUGAUAGCCGUGUGGCGAAACGACUCCAGCAAUUCGACCCGGUAACGUUUGGAAAACCGCCAACUAGUCACAGGGGUAAAGGCGGCCAUCAUCGUCGUAAUCGUUCUUCUAGUCGAACGGAUUCAGUGGUCACCAUUUGAACAAAGAUUUGUGGUGGUGGUAAAACAUUUUACAACCCUCUAAUGGGUAUCUUUGAAUAACUUGGAUUUUUUUGGUUAUAUUUGUGAAUUGUGAAAGAAAGGCAGGUUAUUAUUUGAAUGAGAAUUUGUGGGAGAUUAAAUAGACUUUUAUCACAUUUGUAAUGAUUAUUUUGAACACUAAGUUUUACCUUCUGCAGGCCUUUUUGAACAUGUGGCUACCAGGCUGGUGCUGUCGUGCUUGUUAACGAUUUAAAAUAUUAUU
Messenger RNA from Papaver somniferum (opium poppy), 1705 nucleotides. RefSeq names its product probable xyloglucan endotransglucosylase/hydrolase protein 28. Lineage: Eukaryota; Viridiplantae; Streptophyta; Magnoliopsida; Ranunculales; Papaveraceae. The record is from RefSeq and is a predicted model, not a curated record. Gene Ontology annotation, molecular function: hydrolase activity, hydrolyzing O-glycosyl compounds; xyloglucan:xyloglucosyl transferase activity. The transcript is spliced from 3 exons. Bases 373 to 1443 code for a protein of 356 amino acids. Gene Ontology annotation, biological process: cell wall biogenesis; xyloglucan metabolic process. Gene Ontology annotation, cellular component: cell wall; apoplast.